UCCGCCUCCUUCUCCAGCGCUACGCCAACGAGUACCGCCCCGCCCGUCACCACUGUUCCGCCACCAGCUUUGAGGAGCAAGAAGACGGCAGCGUCUACGUCAAGUUCCCCGGUGCAGAUACCCCGAUGAGCCCCAUGAUCCUCACGUGCAAACUCAUCCACGAACUCAGCAAGGUCAUCGUCCUCUGCCACAUGGACCUCGAGUCCCGCAACAUCCUCGUCAAGCUCGUCGAGCAGCCCGCCGGUCCCAACGGCAAGUCCAAGAAGGAACUCCAGCUCGCUGGCAUCGUCUCCUGGCACAAGGCCACUUUUGCCCCCUUCUCCAUGGAGCGAGGCCUCAAAGACGCGCUGCUCGGCUGCCAGUUCAACUACGACUUCUCGUGGUACAGGCUCUUUGUUGAUCGCACCAAGCACCUGAUGCCCGAUCGAUUCUUCGCCGCUCACGAGUUUGUGGUAAAGGCUAUGGUGAAAAUGCGGCUUGCUGCCCGGGCGAUGGACUGUAGCCACUCGACGACGGUCCACCAGCAGCACUUCUAUGCCAUGGAGAAGAUUGGCUCGGACCCAGACUACAUGGACGGAUGGGGCAGACUGCCUUACGCCAAGGACCACGAGUCGCCUUCAGAGUCGGAGUACCGGGAGAUGGGCAACGGCGUUAUUCGCCACUCCCUCUUUAAGCGCUUCCAGGAGAUUCCGAGACACAGCUGGCCUACUGACCUCGAGUUCCUCUUUGACCAUUAGAGUGCUUGAGCUGUCGGUCCUCGGACCGUCAUUGAUGGGCCGUGACUGACAAAAGCUACAUGUCUCUGAUGUCGAUUUGAGCUGGGAAGGAUAGUACUUCAUUCUUGGCUUGGGCGGAUGUUGACAAGAGAAAACGACAUGUGUUCUUGGCCAUCACCUACCUAGCAUCCUGGGAGGAACGUCGAUCUUUGCGCUGAAAGUGCGUGGGGCACGGAACAGGUAUGAGGGUAUCGGCAUAGGUUCAGACAGAGAGGAAAGUGCCUGGCAGAAUAGCAAGCAAAUAGGUCUAAAAGUCACUCAUU
Molecule: messenger RNA, 1039 nt
Organism: Colletotrichum phormii
Lineage: Eukaryota; Fungi; Ascomycota; Sordariomycetes; Glomerellales; Glomerellaceae
Exons: 1
Coding region: 126-737 (203 amino acids)
Source: RefSeq, a predicted model, not a curated record